This is a messenger RNA of Brassica napus (rape), 1390 nucleotides long. RefSeq lists its product as uncharacterized. Bases 909 to 1256 code for a protein of 115 amino acids. The transcript has 2 exons. NCBI's taxonomy places the organism in Eukaryota, Viridiplantae, Streptophyta, Magnoliopsida, Brassicales, Brassicaceae. The record is from RefSeq and is a predicted model, not a curated record.
GUUGCUUUUGAAAAUAUUGGUAAAACUAAGUAUAUCUUUUGUGGCAUAGACUCGAAAGUUUGAAAGUUUGAAGAAUUCUAUGUUUAAGCGAUCUAACCAUGUAUUAUCUAAGUUUAAGUGUUUGUUUUCUCGUUUGUUUUGCAACCUCUGUUUAAGCGUUUUGGCAGUUAUGUAUAAGUGAUAUAUUAGAAAACCGCGGAAAACUAGUAUAACUAGGUGUAACUAUGAUAGAAAUCGGCAUAAUCCGAAAAUUCCCAACUACAUAAGUCUUAAUAGAAACACGGUCACCAAAAAUUAUAUAGCAGAUAAUGCUUCUCAAAAUAUAUUAGUGAAGAUAACAAAUAUUUGCGAACCUCCAAAUAAGAAAACUCAUUGUUUUAUGAAAAAAUAUAUCAUCGUAUAUAGUCUUUCAAAGAGCACUUUGUUAAUAAGAUCAGCUUAUAAAGAAGUAUUCUAUAGUUUUCAUGAUUUAAAAUAUGUUAUUGCACUAAUCAUUUAUGCUUACAUGACAAUGCAGAAAAAUGACAAGUAGAACUUUCUUUACAAAUUAAAAUUAUAGGUAAAACUAAAAAAUGUUGAAAUCACGAAAAGUAGAACUAUGAUGAAAAUUGGUAACACCAGAAACUUCAGUAUAACUAAGAGCAAAUAUUUUGGAGGGAGAAUAAAAAAAAUUUCGCGCCUAAACGAGAAAAGCCAAAUUUUCCAAUCCAAUUAUUUUGGUCAAAAAGUAGAUUCCCUCUGCUCUUUUACCUGUGUCUCGUCUUUUACUAUCUUUUCCCAAACACUUUUUCACUUCCCCACCACUCUCUAUUUCAACUCUCUCUCACCAUUCAUACACCUUCUCUUUAUCCAUUCUGUUUCUAUAUUCUCUGAAGAUUCACGGUUUUACUCUUUCCCUUUUACUGAACAUGACUCAUCCGUAUGAAGAGAUGAAGGAGAUGAAGAGGCUGAAGAAACACUACGACAUGUUAGGGUUCGUUGCCGAUGCCCAAUAUGGAAUUCCCACCCGUUGCCCAUGCGGUGGUGAAAUAAUGAUGAAUGUUUCUCCAACUCCGAAGUACAAAUCAGAUUUCGAUACCUUGCCUGGGAGUAGGUACUUCACCUGCAAGAAUUAUGAGGACGAUGGGUUACACUUUCGUCAGCCAUGGGCUUUUGGUGUUCAGCAAGAAGUGGAGCGCCUAAGGGGAGAGGUGAAAGAGUUGGCUGAAGAGAUUGCUAAGCUUAAGAGGCUCAUUACCUCGACCUCCCGUCCAUGAGUUUCUCAACCUCGCAAGUUCUGAGUUCAUGUGCUAAAAACUUUGUCUUCCCUAACUAUCUAUUUUUCUUAUUUCGGUUAACACAAGUCUUUGUUUGUCUUGUUAAGACUUGUGUAAGUUUAUGUGUUCAAACU